Messenger RNA from Ilyonectria robusta, 636 nucleotides. RefSeq lists its product as uncharacterized. Lineage: Eukaryota; Fungi; Ascomycota; Sordariomycetes; Hypocreales; Nectriaceae. The transcript has 2 exons. The record is from RefSeq and is a predicted model, not a curated record. Bases 1 to 636 code for a protein of 211 amino acids.
AUGUCUUCGCCUAUUCUGGGCGACAGCCCUUCUGUGUACGAUCAUCCUGAGAGGGAACAAAUCACCUCGAAACACAUGCCUCUCGAAAAGCACAAUACUAGUCUUCGGACGAACACUUCCACCGGUCCAAAUCCCAUCGCCCCUGGCGAUGAAGAUAGUGCAGGCCAUGUCGUUCGUGCUCAGUGCACUACCUGUCACCAUCAGUCUCCUAGGGGUGACUGUUGUAGCGAGAAAGGAUGGAAGUCUGAGUUCUUUCCAAACGGUGAAGACCCUGGGACUCGAACUGAAAUGAACAGUCCCACCCGCUAUGAAGAUUUUUCUUCAGCUCCCCAAUCCGAGUCCCUUCGAGGGCCUGGUCAUGGCACCAGACCAACUCGGAAGCCUCAGGGAAGGCGCAAUGCGAAGAAGUCAACUCAAUCUGCCAGGGAACCUGAAAGGUCAGGAAAGAUCCAGAAGAAACAGUCAGAGAGGCCGAGAAUGGAUGGCAACACCUCGAGAACUGCGUCGGGGCGGUCUGUUACACCUAGGAUACAGAAGGCGCUCCAGCUCUUCCGGGAACAACUGGGGCUUCUGGAAGAGCAGAACAAGAGGCGGUUGGACGCGAGCCAGGGAGAACCGUCCGAGAAGAGGAUCUAG